CUUGUUAAAAUCCUUAGUUAAGCGUAAGUAUCCAGGCACAGGCUAGCUAAAAGUUAUUAUUCAAGCUAAUCCUACAUUUUAGUACUAAAAUCACAAAACCUAUGCAUAAUAUUCAAGUAUAUACUAGGUUAGCAACUUAUAAGAAAUCAUUUCUUCCUUCACUGGCCACGCUGUUUCUGAUACAAGCCAGAAUGCCGUUGGCCUUCUUGGCCACCUGGGCACGCUGCUGGCUCAUAUUCAGCCGGCUGCCAGCCAACACCUCCAAACGGUGGAGCUGCCAGCGGGAAUAUGUGGCGACUGCCGUCAGCGCCCAUUCAUUAACACCAAACUCAAUAUCCCAGGGGGCGUGGCCUCAGUAUAAGGCAUGAGUACACGAUGGGCGUGGCCUAAGGGGAAGGGGCGUGGCCUCAGGGCAAACAGGGAUUACGCGAUGGGCGUGGCCUAAUGUAAGGGGGCGUGGCUCCCCGUGCCUCCUCCUGACGUCCGGCUCAGACAAUGGGCGAAGCGGCCCCUCAGCACCGGAAGCUAACGGCUCGGGUUUCGGCGCACAUUCCUCCGCGGCGGAAGUAGAGCCGGCCCCUCCCUCCUCGCCCCUCCUCCAUUCUCUAACCCCCUUCCCUCCCACGUCGCGCUGUAAGGUGUCCUGAGGAGUGGUUUCGCUCGUGGAUCAGCCGCAGGAGUGCUUCUGGGAGCGGCGGGAGCGGGAGGUGUCCGGUCCCUCGGCGCCUGGAUCCUCCUCGCCACAAGAGUAGCGGAGGGACUACUUUUCAGCUUGGAAGGCUACGUCGCACUUCGUUUCCGGCGGAGAGGGCUGCGAGCCUGACGCGUCACUUCCGGCGAGGUGGAAGGCGAGCCGGAGGGGCUCGGAGAGGGGGGAGGGAGGCAGCUCCGGGGGACGGGACAGUAGCGCUCGGUCGCCGCCGCCGGAGGAUGCGCUUCGGCCCCCGGCUCGGCCGCGCCCGCCGCCCCUGAGGGGCCGCUGUCCCCUCCCCGCCCCCGGCCGCCCUGCCCCGUCGCGGCGCCCGGCGGCGCCCGCCCCCUGCGGCCAUGGCGGGGGGUGGCGGGUCGCGCUACGCCGCCGAGUUCGUGCCCCCGCCCGAGUGCCCCGUGUUUGAGCCCAGCUGGGAGGAGUUCAGCGACCCGCUCGGCUUCAUCGGCCGCAUCCGAGGCCUGGCCGAGAAAACCGGCAUCUGCAAGAUCCGGCCCCCCAAGGACUGGCAGCCUCCAUUUGCCUGCGAAGUACAAAGUUUUCGUUUCACUCCACGAAUUCAGCGCCUGAAUGAACUGGAGGCAAUGACAAGAGUGAAGCUGGACUUCUUGGAUCAGUUAGCAAAAUUUUGGGAACUCCAAGGAUCCAAUUUAAAAAUCCCUGUAGUAGAGAGAAAAAUACUGGAUCUCUAUGGUCUGAGCAAGAUUGUUGCCAGCAAAGGAGGCUUUGAAGUAGUCACUAAAGAGAAGAAAUGGUCUAAAGUGGCAAGUCGGCUUGGCUACCUGCCAGGAAAAGGCACAGGGUCGUUACUGAAGUCUCAUUAUGAACGAAUCUUGUACCCCUAUGAGCUCUUCCAGUCUGGGGUCAGCCUUAUGGGCAUCCAAAAGCAGAACUUGGACCUUAAGGAAAAAGUGGAAGCUGAGGACCUCAGCUCAGACGCUCAGGCUUCCCCAAAGCAGGCUUCAAGAAUGAACGUUGUGCUGAAGAGAACCAGGCGUGUCAAAUCCCAGGCAGAGGGAGGAGAAAUGAGUAGAAAUACUGAACUAAAGAAGCUGCAGAUCUUUGGAGCUGGACCCAAGAUGAUGGGAUUGACAUUGGGAACAAAGGAUAAAGAGGAUGAGGUGACACGAAGACGCAAGGGAACCAGAUCAGAAGCAUUUGGAAUGCAGAUGAGGCAACGCAAAGGAACUCUUUCUGUCAACUUUGUUGAUCUAUAUGUUUGCUUAUUCUGUGGCAGAGGAAAUAAUGAGGACAAACUGCUACUGUGUGAUGGAUGUGAUGACAGCUAUCAUACUUUUUGCUUGAUUCCUCCUUUACCUGAUGUACCCAAAGGUGACUGGAGGUGUCCCAAGUGUGUUGCUGAGGAAUGCAACAAACCCCGUGAGGCCUUUGGAUUUGAACAAGCUGUCAGGGAAUACACUCUCCAGAGCUUUGGUGAAAUGGCUGAUAAUUUCAAGUCUGAUUAUUUCAAUAUGCCGGUCCAUAUGGUUCCCACUGAGCUUGUAGAAAAAGAGUUCUGGCGAUUGGUGAGCAGCAUAGAAGAAGAUGUCAUUGUGGAAUAUGGGGCUGAUAUCUCAUCCAAGGACUUUGGAAGUGGCUUCCCAGUAAAAGAUGGCCGACGAAAGCUGAUGCCAGAGGAGGAGGACUACGCACUUUCUGGUUGGAACUUGAAUAACAUGCCAAUUCUAGAACAAUCGGUCCUUGCUCACAUCAAUGCAGAUAUCUCUGGGAUGAAGGUACCUUGGCUGUAUGUGGGGAUGUGCUUCUCCUCGUUUUGCUGGCAUAUUGAGGAUCACUGGAGCUAUUCCAUCAACUACCUGCAUUGGGGAGAGCCAAAGACAUGGUACGGCGUGCCCUCUAACGCAGCAGAGCAGCUAGAGGAUGUGAUGAAGGAAUUGGCUCCUGAGCUGUUUGAAUCCCAGCCUGAUCUCCUGCAUCAGCUGGUCACCAUUAUGAAUCCCAAUGUACUGAUGGAACACGGUGUACCAGUGUACAGGACCAAUCAGUGUGCUGGGGAGUUUGUUGUCACCUUCCCUCGUGCCUAUCAUUCUGGAUUUAACCAGGGAUAUAACUUUGCUGAAGCUGUGAACUUCUGCACUGCUGACUGGCUUCCUAUUGGUCGUCAGUGUGUGAGUCAUUACCGAAGGCUUGGACGUCAUUGUGUUUUCUCCCAUGAAGAGCUGAUCUUCAAGAUGGCUGCAGAUCCAGAGUCCUUGGAUGUUGGGCUGGCUGCCAUGGUCUGCAAGGAGAUGACUCUACUGAUAGAGGAGGAGACACGAUUAAGGGAUUCUGUUGUACAGAUGGGAGUGUUGAUGUCUGAGGAAGAAGUGUUUGAACUGGUUCCAGAUGAUGAGCGUCAGUGCACAGCUUGCAGAACCACGUGCUUCUUGUCAGCUCUUACAUGUUCCUGUAAUCCUGAGCGUCUGGUAUGCUUAUACCAUCCAUCUGAUUUAUGUCCUUGUCCCAUGCAGAAGAAGUGUCUAAGGUACCGGUACCCACUGGAAGACCUUCCUUCUUUGCUAUAUGGAGUGAAAGUUAGAGCACAGUCUUAUGACACUUGGGUCAGUAGAGUAACAGAGGCUCUGUCUGCCAAUCUCAACCACAAAAAAGAUGUGAUUGAGCUGAGGGUAAUGUUGGAGGAUGCUGAGGACAGGAAAUAUCCAGAGAAUGACCUUUUCCGCAGGCUCAGAGAUGCUGUGAAAGAAGCAGAGACCUGUGCUUCAGUAGCACAGCUGCUUCUGAGCAAAAAGCAAAAACACAGCAGGCAGAGCCAAGAUAGUGGAAGGACACGGACCAAACUAACUAUGGAGGAGCUUAAAGCGUUUGUGCAGCAGUUGUUUAGCCUGCCCUGUGUUAUCAGCCAGGCCCGACAAGUAAAGAAUCUGCUUGAUGAUGUAGAAGAAUUUCAUGAGCGUGCCCAAGAAGCUAUGAUGGAUGAGAUUCCAGAUUCCUCCAAGCUGCAGGAGUUGAUAGACAUGGGCUCUGGCCUUUAUGUAGAACUUCCUGAACUGCCAAGGCUGAAGCAAGAAUUGCAGCAGGCACGGUGGCUGGAUGAGGUGAGGUCCACCCUCUUGGAUCCCCAGAGGGUCACCCUCGAUGUGAUGAAGAAGCUGAUUGACUCGGGUGUGGGCUUGGCACCGCACCAUGCUGUAGAGAAAGCCAUGGCUGAGCUGCAGGAGCUGCUUACAGUCUCAGAGAGAUGGGAGGAGAAGGCCAAGGUCUGCCUGCAGGCAAGACCACGCCAAAGUAUGAUGGCUCUGGAGGGCGUCGUGAAUGAAGCAAAGAACAUCCCUGCUUACCUGCCCAACGUCCUGGCGCUGAAAGAAGCACUGCACCGGGCUAGAGACUGGACAGCCAAAGUGGAGGCCGUUCAGAAUGGGAGCAACUAUGCCUACCUGGAGCAACUGGAGAGCUUGUCGGCCAAAGGCCGCCCAAUACCAGUGCGUCUUGAUGCUCUGCCGCAGCUGGAGUCGCAGGUAGCUGCUGCACGCGCCUGGAGAGAGCGCACAGGAAGGACAUUUCUGAAGAAGAACUCAAGCUAUAGUCUGUUACAGGUUCUGAGCCCUCGGACUGAUAUUGGUGUUUAUGGGAGCAGUAAGAACAGGCGGAAGAGGGCAAAGGAGUUGAUGGAGAAGGAAAAGGAGAAAGAUCUUGAUUUGGAAUCUCUAAGUGAACUGGAAGAUGGGCUGGAGGAGGCCAGAGACACUGCAGCUGUGGUGGCUAUAUUCAAGGAGCGGGAACAGAAGGAGAUCGAAGCCAUGCAUGCUCUCAGGGCAGCUAACCUGGCGAAGAUGACUAUGGUGGAUCGGAUCGAAGAAAUCAAAUUCUGUAUCUGUCGCAAAACAGCUAGUGGAUUUAUGCUACAGUGUGAGCUGUGCAAAGACUGGUUUCAUAGUGGCUGUGUGCCUCUUCCCAAAAUGAGUUCUCAGAAGAAGGGCUCUAGUUGGCAGGCCAAAGAAGUGAAGUUUCUGUGUCCACUUUGCAUGCGUUCUCGAAGGCCGCGGCUUGAGACUAUACUGUCUCUGCUGGUGUCCCUACAGAAGCUGCCUGUACGGCUGCCGGAGGGGGAGGCAUUGCAGUGCUUGACAGAACGUGCCAUGAGUUGGCAGGACCGAGCGCGGCAGGCUUUGGCCACUGAUGAGUUGUCUUCUGCUUUGGCUAAGCUUUCUGUGCUCAGCCAGCGAAUGGUGGAGCAGGCAGCACGGGAGAAAACAGAGAAAAUAAUAAGUGCAGAGCUACAGAAAGCAGCAGCUAACCCAGACCUGCAGGGACACUUGACUAGUUUCCAGCAAUCCGCCUUUAACAGAGUGAUAGGGAGCGUGUCCUCAUCUCCACGACAGACUUUGGAUUACGAUGAUGAAGAGACAGAUUCUGAUGAAGACGUCAGGGAGACCUAUGGCUAUGACAUAAAGGACAAUGCCAGUGUAAAAUCUUCUAGCAGCUUGGAGCCCAAUUUGUUUUGUGAUGAGGAAAUCCCCAUUAAAUCAGAGGAAGUGGUGACACACAUGUGGACUGCUCCCUCAUUCUGUGCUGAACAUGCUUAUUCAUCUGCUUCUAAAAGCUGCUCUCAAGGUUCUAGCACUCCAAGGAAGCAGCCUCGGAAGAGUCCUCUGGUACCUCGCAGUCUGGAGCCGCCUGUAUUGGAGCUGUCACCUGGAGCAAAAGCUCAGCUGGAAGAUCUAAUGAUGGUGGGAGAUCUACUGGAAGUAUCGCUGGAUGAGACUCAGCACAUCUGGCGGAUUUUACAGGCUACGCAUCCACCGUCUGAGGACAGAUUCCUUCAUGUCAUGGAGGAUGACAGCAUGGAUGAGAAACCAUUGAAAAUGAGAGGGAGAGACUCUUCUGAGAGGAAGCGGAAACGAAAGCUGGAGAGAGCAGAGCAGUUCUUUGGAGAUAUGAAGCAAAAAUCUAAAGAGCUUAAAAAACUGGAAAAACCUAAGAAGAAGAAGCUAAAACUCACCAUAGAUAAGACAAAGGAGCUGAACAAGCUGGCAAAGAAACUGGCUAAGGAAGAGGAACGGAAGAAGAAGCAGCGGGAGAAGGCAAUUGUGCCAAAGGUGGAAUUAGUAAAGGAGAGUGCAGAGAAAAAAAGAGAGAAGAAGGUUCUAGAUAUUCCUUCCAAGUAUGACUGGUCAGGAGCAGAGGAGUCGGAUGAUGAGAAUGCUGUAUGUGCUGCACAGAACUGCCAGAGGCCCUGCAAGGACAAAGUAGACUGGGUGCAGUGUGAUGGUGGCUGCGAUGAGUGGUUUCAUCAAGUUUGUGUUGGUGUCUCUCCAGAAAUGGCUGAAAAUGAGGAUUACAUCUGUAUAAACUGUGCAAAGAAGCCAAUGCAGGGACCAAGUAGCCCUGCUCACGCACCACCUCCUCCUUUCUUAUUGAGCUACAAACUACCAAUGGAAGAUCUUAAGGAGACAAGUUAGCAGCUACUUGAUGCCUGGAACUUCUUGGGAAAUGGACCACUGAAACCCUUCAAAAAGGGAGGGUUUGAAGCUAAUGUAGCCACUGAGCUUCACUUCCAAGGAUGUACAGACCUGCAGCAGAGUUGGUCCCUUCCUUUCAGCUGGCUUCCUUCAUAGCAUGGGGACGUCAAGGCACAGUGGUACCAACUCGCCUAUGCAGACACCGCUUGAUUAAGGAGCUCCAGCCAGUGUUUUUUGACUUGAGUAUUUCCAUCUUUGAGUGUGGCUGUUGCUCUUAGAGACUGAGCAAACCCAAGGCUGUUAGAUUAGACACUGCAAAGUGUUAGAAGUACGUGAUGGCAGUGGAGCUGGCCUGGAAUUGGUAGACAUAAGCUGGAGCUUUUAGACCUACCAUGUUACCCUAAGGAGAUGACUUUGGAAGUUAUCUUUUGUCUACCUAUGCCAAGCCAGUGAGUAGGGCAAUGUCUUGGGAGAGUUAAGUUGCCUCCAUAUGCAGGCAGCUAACACUACGCUAUAAGGAUGGGAGCAAGUGGAUGAAUUUCUUCUGAUUUGUCUUUUGUAGCUAAAGGACAGAGGAGCUCAUGAUCUCAAAAAUAAGCAAAGGUUCUGUUUACCAAAAAAGAAACCCAACUCUACUCUACUAGGCAAAAAGUUUUUUUUCCUUAGUGAGGAACAGCUGAUCUUUCUGUCCCAAGGAGGACCAGAAAAUAUUAAUGAAGAUGUCUAGCUAGACCAGAGCUUGGGAAAAGCAGAGUGCUUCCCUUGCUAUAGGGUUGCCCUCUCCUCUUCUAGGCUUUGCUUAGAGUUCUGCACUCCUGCACAUUAAAGUUGUCUCACGCAGGAUGGAGCUGGCAAGGAGGUAUAGCACCCAGGGCACCAGCUUCUGUGAUCUGUACCCAGGGAUGGGAAGGAAAGAAGACAGCCCACUUACCUCAGAAGUUACACUGACAUGUGCUUCUGUGAAAAGUUUCACUCACAACUAUUUCCAGUAUCACCAGGCUACGGGCAUGGCCUCAAGUGAUACUAGCAAGCAGUCUGCAGAUACUGUUCGCAGUGCAAAUCCCCUUCCCUGCUGGCUUUGCUGGAUGUGUACCAGUGUACAAUCAGCAACAGUUCUUGUCCGAAGUUGCCCCUGACUUUGCCAGGGAACCAGAGGGCUUGGGGUCAUCCUGGGUGACAGUUGUUUUAGUAAAUCCAUUUUUAAAGAAGGACUUGUUUUUACUUUUUUCUAAAUGUCUCAGACUACUGACUUGUUCUAUAAAUAGAUUAUUUUUCUUUGAUUUUUUUAUACUUACCACUGUUAACCAGCAGCACAGACAGAGGUUCACAAAGCAAAAACCUGCCCGUGGGCUUGGGUUUUUUUACUCCAUUCCUUCCUUGUAGUACAAGGAAUUAGCAGUUACCUUCCCCAUUCUAGCUUGACCAGCUGCCUGUGUUUAAAUAGGUAAAUACAUUUCAUGUGCUACCUUUGUAUUUGGGUUUGUUCCUAUUAGUGGGGCAUCUGGGCCUUAACGACUCCAGUGGAUGCUGGUUUUGUGUAUGUGAAUGUCUUAAGCCAGCCACUGGGCUGUUUUGUCCCCCUCUCCACUCGCUCCCUAUGUGUCCAUUCUUCUGCAGUUCUAGGAGUGUUGUAAGUAGGGUCCAGUCUUACUAGGAGCUGGAUUGGGAUUUAAAGAAAUAUUGACAAAACCAGAAGUGUUCUGUCUUGACUGUUCUGUGUCCCUUCUCUUGUUCUCUAAUAAUUUGGAAGUUUAUUUAUCUGGCAGAAUUAUCCUUCCAAAAAAAAUUCAGCUCAGGUAGACAAACUUUAUCUGUUUAUUUUGUUUGUGCUUGCUGCCUGGGAAGAGGAAGACGUGCAGAAGAAAAAGAUCUAAGAUGGAAGGCAGAAGAUACGGGGGUUUGGGAGCUUUGAGUGCAAAUUUGGCACAGACUUCUAAUUCCUGCUUCUUAAAGACUUACAUGGUGUUAAAAGCAAAAGCAAGCUGUGGUUAAGCAUGUGGCUGGAUGGGCACCCUAGUAAACUUAAGAGUAUUAUUUGUUUACUUAUUUAUGAAGGAGUCUAUGCUAUAGCUAGACAUACCCUCUUUUUGCCUUCAGUUACAUAUUUUUUUCUUCUCAAUGUACACUUAGUUUUGGUAAACUGGUUUAAACAGAUGUUAUUUUCCUUCAAGCUUUAAUUGAUGGUACUACAUAAAUGUUUCCCUAUAUGAAGUGGUUAGACUAUCUGUCACAGGUGUUUAAUCGUUCCAGAAGUAGACUAGUGCAAGAUUUCUUAAAGAAUCCCAGUGUUCUGUAUUCUUUCCUGACUCCUAGAAUCCAUGACACAACAGGGAAAAUAUGGUUAGCGUAUAGUGUUAGCCACUGAGCAUAUCCUCUCAACCAUGCCUCCGUUCUCUGUCGUGAUCAAGUCAUUGUUAUAUGUAAUUACCAUCAACUGGAAAAGAGAUCUCUUAGUAAAUCUUCAUUGAAUGUUUCUGUUUUUCUAAGUAGAAGGUGUGGUGGAGAACAUUCACCGUAGUCCCAGUUACCACAAGAUGGAAGGAAACAAUUGUACCAUGCAAUGGUCAAUUAUUCUGCUUGAAGCAAGCGUAGAGAAGAGUAAACAACAGAGAAAUGUGCAAAUAAUAUUAAAAGGUCACAUUUUUAGUAGCUGUCUUUUACAUUACAUGGAGAGGCUCUUUAUUAUGCUAUCAAAAGGAGAUUGCCACACUUCUUCCUAGUUAAUGGAUGUCUCAUCUGGUUUUGGGUAAGGUGUUUAUAAACUGAAGACCAUUAUUAGCUUUACAUCUUCUUGUUUAAGCUUAUUUUUGAAAAGCAUAAUUCUUCUCAAAGGAUUGCUGAUAGUAUGAACUUAUGAAUAAAUGUUAACUUUUGGAAAAAUCUGUAGAUUUGUAGUUAGUGUUGAAAAACCUAAAGCUACAGCUGUUGUGUUUUCUCCAGACCUUAGGGGUUUGAAUUUUGUAAAAGUGUACACAAAGAAGUAAGCCAAAGUUAAGCUAAAGGAGAUUAUUUUCUUACAUGUCUGCUAUAGCUGUAGGAAAAAUCCCUCAUGCUUAGAGACACAGUCUCAGCAUACACAAAAUCUUAGCUUGUGUGCCUAGAAAGGCAUGUGUUUUAAUGCUGUAUUCUACAAAGGGUACUAGCCAUUAUUCAUGUGAUUUCUCUUCAUGUGUCUGACAUAAAAAGGUCAAAGAAAUGACCUGAGCUGUUGUGAGGAAUGAAAAUUAGCCAGGGCUUGAGUUGUGUAUCUUACCCAAACCAUGUGGUUUCAAGCUUUUUUGGGUUUUUCUUUAUAAGAACCAGGGCCUGGAAUUGGGCAGCUUUACUUGCCUGGCAGUAAACAUCGCUCCUGAAUUCGAGUACCACUACUGUUAGGAUUUACGCUUCUGAGAGAUUAUCUGUACCUGAAUGCCUGUGCAGCCUGGACUGUUUGGUAAUGUGGGCUUAAGAUAAUUUCUAUAAUAUCGAUUUUAGCUUAAAGGAUUGGAAUACACAGUGUAAGAUAACACAGAUGUCUGUGCAUUUUGUUAGCCACAUCAGGAAGCUUGCAUUGAUAAUUGUGGGUUUUAGAAUCACAGAGUGUUUUAGGUUAGGGGGACUUCUGGUGGCUAUCUGGUUAAAUAUCCUGACUUAAACAGGGCUGACUUUGAAAAUGGAUCAAGUUUUUCAGGGCUGUAUCCAGCCAAAUUUUGAGAAUUUCCAGGCAUAGACAUUCAACAACUUCUCUGGCUUCCUGUUCUGGUUUUGUAGCAUCUUCAAUGCAAACUUUUGUCUAAUGAAUAGUCAGAGAUUCACUUGCUGUAGCUUGCCUGUUGCUUCUUGAAGAGUCUGGCUCCAUAUUUUCUGUAACUAUCCAUUACAUAGUUGGGAGACGGCAGGUCCUUGAGCCUUAAUUUUCAAGCUGGACAAAUGCAGCUCAGCUUCCCUUGAGCCGUGUCAUGUGCUGCAGCCUUGUAACAAUUUUGGUGGUCCUCAGCUGGACUUGUUUCAUGUUUGUCAAUGUCUGGUUUUGUACUGACGAGCCCAAACUGGGUGGGAUCAGGGCUGGCUGUUAAAGUUGCAAGGGGAUACACAGACUCCUAUUCAGUGUGUCCACUAUUGGUCACAGAUCCCUUGGUUUAUUGUUUCUCAGGUGCAAGACUGAUGAACUGCACAAUUUUUUUUCCAUUGGUACAUCAGCCAGUCGAAAUCCAACUGAAUGGGACUUCUCCCGUGAUUUUGGGUUUUCCUGCUCCCAUUCUCCUGUUACUCAGCCUGGUAUCAUCUGCAAACUUGAUGAGUGUGUGCCACACUCCCUGCAGCCAAGUGGGGAAGGCAUAAAACAGUUUUGUCUCCAGUACCAGCCCCUGAGGUACUCGGCUUGCAGCUGGCUGCCACUGAGAUUUCCAAUCUAAACUACUGAAGUCUGAGCGCAGCAGUCCACCCUGUUUUUCAGCCCUCGUGGUAGGUUGUCCAUGCACUCUUAAGCGUGUUUUUCUGUGAAUCAGAGUAAGCAAUCAUUACUCUCUCCAUGUCCAUAAUAUUCAUCCCAGAUGGCAACUAGAUCAGGCUAGCACUAUAGUGGUUACUAUUACCAGUCACUUUAUUCCUCUUGGGCCUGGAUGCAAAUUUAAGGAGGAUUUGUUCUGUAAUCUUACCGGGGAUCGGGAUGAGGCUAGCCGCCCUGUAAUUGCCUGCAUCUUCCUUGUUUCCUCCUGCAUUGAAUGGGUGUGUUAUGCAGAAGGGUUCAUCACAAUCCACCGAGAAAACAGUCCUCUAUACAGUCAUUUUCCAAGGGUUCAUUCAUCAUUGUAUAGGAUUCAAAGUUAAAAAAGCAGCCAGUUAGAAUUGCAUGUUCCUGAGAUGCAUGGAAAACUAAAUGGCAGAAUUGAGCUGCUCCGAGUGCAGCUCAUACCCAAACUAUCUGUGGGCUAGUGAACAGUAACCUUGGUCCCAAACAUCUAGAUGCAAGUCCAAGCUGGUCUGGUUGAAGUCAACAUUGUUGACGUAUGGUUCUUUUGUACACAAUUCCGCACAGUGAAGAAAGGUGUAAUAUGAAUGAACAUGAACGAGGGUAUCUGAUCUUCUAGGAGACACAAAACAGUCUUCAGAACAAAAGACUGUUUACUAGGCAGCUGAUUGAGGGUAGCUAUCACCUCUAUUUUGUAGUGUUCUCUAACAGUUGGUAGAAUAAGUGCAACACAGAGUUGUAGCCUAGUAAAGCAGAAAGUAUUCAGGUAUUCAUCAAUUGCUUAUCAGACAUACCUUGCUGUCACUCUAGGUAUGUGUUACAUUCCUUUAAAAGUAAUGACUGAUUAAGAGAACUGCUGUGCAUUAGCAGAUGUUUUGUUGUUGGAAAUGAAAGAGUUUAAAAAGGUAGAAAAAGUUUCUUAAAAUCAUUCCUGAAAUCAUUCCUGAGCGUGGUGAGGCACUGGAACGGGUUGCUUGGAGAAGUCGUGGAUGCCCUAUCCCUGGAGGUGUUCAAGGCGAGGCCGGGUGAGGCUUUGAGCAACCUGAUCCAGUGGAAGGUGUCCCUGCGUGUGGCAGGGGAGGCUGGAAGUGGAUAAUCUUUACAGUCCCUUCUAACCUUAAGUAUUCUAUGAUUCUAAAUUGCUGUUAAUGCCCCUGUAGGAAGUUGAGAACCGUGAUCUGCAGAAAACCAAAAUUUGAGACUGCUUUUGAGUUAGAUGAAAAUACAAAGUGGGAAACUCCUUGAAAUCCUCUCCAGCUGCGGUCACUAAGAAUGUGUUUGAUCAGCCUGCCUGAACUGAACAGGAACUCUGCUUGGAGCACUGAGGCAGCAGGAAAAUGCCAUAAAUCCAGCCCUUAUCAAAAUUCCAGCCAUGUUGGCUUUGGGAUUGUGAUAAAUGUGUAGGACAGCUGGAAACUGCAGCAAAACAUUGAGAGCGUUGAGCCUUAUGUAAUGAGAUGGCUUGGUACAAAUGAAUGUUAAGUUGCAAGGUAGAGGCAAUGAAAGUAGCAAAGAUUUAUUGAAACCCAGAAAUAUUUGUAAGGAGACAUGCUCUGAAUGCCUUUGAUACAAAAGCCCUGCUGCAGUUAGUAGUUUUAAUCUUAGAUGGAGUGUUGUGUCUCAAUCAGAAGCUUUCUAGAGGCCAAUUUUUGGCAGUCUGUAUGUCUACUUCCCACUCCCCGCCCUUACCCUCCUCCCCCAAGUUAUUUAAAGCCAAGUGUCAGAGAGAACUGCUGUGCGUAUUAAUAUCUGAGGAGAGUAGCCAUUGCUGAACACACAGGUUCCGAGUUGAUGUCACUAUCCAGCCUGGCGUCUGCUUUUCGUGUCUAGGUGAUGUGCCAGCAGAUUGAUCUGCUGCAUCCAUUUCCAGGUUGAUCAGUCCAUGCUCAGUCUUGCAGCAAAUCGAGUCACCCGCCAGGCAAUGGGUGUGCUGUGUUGCUCCCCAGGGAAGUAAGUUUUUUGCUACUGCUGUUCUGGGAUAGCAGUAGAGCAUACACAAAUCCAAAUUAUGAAUUUGAGAAACAGCUCUGAUUUUAGUGGGAUGUGAGUGCAAGCAGCACAUUCUGUUUACUUCUGUCAACUAAGGGUUUAACUUUAUACAGUUGAAAAUUUAGUUAAUCAGGUUGUCUUUGUGUGUCUACCAUGGCAUUAUCAGAGCUUAAUACUGUAAAGAUGAAAAUCUAGACAUAAUCAGUGUCUUGAUAGCAUUGCAUCCCAUUAUUUCCCUGCCAGCUUUCCUGAUAGUCUCUUAUGCAGGACGAAGGCAGAAGGUAGAUGCCUUAGCUUUGCCUAGAAACAUUCUUUGGGAAGUCAAUUGCUGCACACCAGUGUCUGCGAAUAUCUAGUAAAGAAUCAUAGAAGCUCUAGGUUGGAAAAGACCUUCGAGAUUGAGUCCAACCAUAUUUGUCCACUACUCAGUCAUAUCCCUAAGCACUUCAUCUACCUGUCUUUUAAAUACCUCCAGGGAUGGGGACUUGACCACCUCUCUGGGCAGCCAGUGUCCAGUAACCCUUUUGGUGUAGAAAUUUUUCCUUAUGUCUAAACUGAACCUCCCCUUGUGCUACUUGGAAGUCAUUCCCUCUCAUCCUAUUGUCUAUCACUUGGGAGAAGAGACCAACACCCACCUUGCAUCAACCUCCUUUCAGGUAGUUGUAGACAGUGAUAAGGUCUCCCUUCAGCCUCCUUUUCUCUAGGCUAAAACAACCCCAGUUCCCUCAGCCGCUCCUCAUAAGACUUGUUCUCCAGCUGCUUCACCAGGUUCAUUGCUUUUCUCUGGACAUGCCCCAGCACCUCCAUGUCCUAUUUCUAGUGAGGGGCCCAAAACUGAACACAGUAUUAGGAGUUCGGUCUCAUCAAUGCCAAGUACAGAGGCAGAAUCACUUCCUUUGUCCUGCUGGCCACACUGUUUCUGAUACAAGCCAAGAUGCCAUAGACCUGGGUCACCUGGGCACACUGCUGGCUCGUGUUGAGCUGGCCCUCAACCCACACUCCCAGGUCCUUCUCCUCUAGGCAGCUUUCCAGCCACUUCCCCAAGCCUCUAGCACUGCAUGGGGUUUGUUGUGUCCCAGGUGCAGGACCCAGCACUUGGCCUUGUUGAACAUCAUUCUGUUGGUUGCAACCAUUGAUCCAGCCUGUUCGGUUUCCUCUGUAGAGCCUCCCUACCCUCAAGCAGAUGGAUGCUUCCUCCCAGCUUAGUGUCAUGAGUGAAUUUACUAGGGUAAAUUCAUCCCCUCAUCCAGGUCGGUGAUAAAGAUAUUGAACAGAACUGGCCCCAGCACUGAGCCCCAGGGAACACCACUUGUGACUGGUCCCCAGCUGGAUUUAGUUCCGUUUACUGCAACUGUUUGGGCCUGGCCAUCCACCCAGUUUUUAACGCACCAGAAGGUAUGCCUGUCCAAAAAGUGGAAUCAUCUGGUAGCAUCCCUACCAAAUGCUGAUGAACCCCCAGGUAAGAGUGUGGUACUUGUGCUCUUCACCUAUCACAGAGGUUUAAUCAUUCCAGAAGUAGAAGGAGACCUGUGGAGUAGCUUGCCAGAGGGAAAUCAGAGUCUUUGCCCUGGGGGAUGGACAAACUUUCUGGUAAUGAACAUGUGUCUGGAGUGCCUACUGAUUGUGAAAGAGAAAAGAAGCUGAUGUAGUCCAGCACUGAUGCUCUAAGCCCUGGACUAUCACUUACUGUGUCUACAGGCAAUGUGGGUGCAGAAGGAAGUGGAUUCUAAGUGGUUUUCAGAAAAAAAAGGGAUUUAGGAGAGUGUUUCCUGUGAUGUUUACGAUGCCUUAGUGGUCUUUUUGUGUUUCUGGUAUUUUUUGUAAGCUGCAUUUGUUAGAAGAGAGUGGAUGACAGGUUAUGAAAUAGAUAGUAAAGAUGCAAUACAGUGUUCUGAAAGGAUCCUGCCCUGUUCCUGAAUGUGCAUGUGUGCACGAAUUGAAGGCAGGAGGACUGAUUUCCCCUGGCUUCUGGUAGGAAUGCGCUUGGAACUGUCACACUCCAGCAUUUAGGGGUGUUGGAAAAUUUUACACGAUU
Molecule: messenger RNA, 14603 nt
Organism: Cuculus canorus (common cuckoo)
Lineage: Eukaryota; Metazoa; Chordata; Aves; Cuculiformes; Cuculidae
Gene: KDM5A
Product: lysine demethylase 5A
Exons: 28
Coding region: 1048-6129 (1693 amino acids)
Biological process (GO): chromatin remodeling
Cellular component (GO): nucleus
Molecular function (GO): DNA binding; histone demethylase activity
Source: RefSeq, a predicted model, not a curated record